UGUGGUCGCUUGUCAAAGCCGGACUGAAAUCCACAACCAAAAAAAUGAAAAUUCUGAGAAAUUGAUUGAGGUUGAUUAAUUGAAGAAAGCGAUAUUGCUAUUGGACAAUAAAGAAUAUGGAAAACUGAAAACUGUAAGCAGGGGUUCGUUCAGACAGGGGUUCUGCUACGAAGAAGUUUCAGAGCGGAUAUAACGUCGACACGUCAAAGCUCUGCAGCCUCUGAGCUCCUUCAGUUCAGAAAAAAAUACUUGGGUGUGAGUUGACUCAAUGACGAAAGAUUACAACAGAGAAACUCCUUCACCUGAAGAAACCAUUAUCUUCCUUAGAAAGAUGGAGGUUCCAUCUAAGGCGAGGUGGACCCCAGACAACGUCUCCUCUACCCCAUCAUCUUCAGGGAUGCAGAGGUCCAGUUGCUCCAGUCUGAAGAUGUUCCUGGUUGCCCUGUCCUUUGCCUACUUCUCUAAGGCCUUGUCUGGGAGUUACAUGAAAAGUACGAUAACCCAGCUGGAGAGGAGAUUUGAUAUCCCAAGUUAUUUGAUAGGUGUUAUCGACGGGAGCUUUGAAAUAGGUAACCUAUUGGUGAUAGCCUUUGUGAGUUAUUUUGGUGCCAAGCUUCACCGACCUAAGAUCAUAGCGAUCGGAUGUGUCCUGAUGUCGUUUGGGACGUUCCUCAUCGCCAUGCCUCAUUUUAUUUUAGGACGCUAUAAGUUCCAAUCGUCAGUUAGAGCGUCCAUGAAUUCAACCACUACCUUCGGUCCAUGUCCAGCAAGCUCAGCUGAGUCCACACAGGCAGGUGACAAGGCCUCUAUACUGCCGUCUGUAGGCUGUGAGCAAGAGUCCAGUGUGUCGAUGUGGAUCUAUGUGUUCCUGGGUAAUGUGUUGAGAGGGAUAGGAGAAACUCCUGUACAUCCGCUGGGAAUCUCCUAUAUAGACGACUACGCCAGGUCUGAGAAUGCAGCCCUUUACAUUAGCUGCGUCCAGACCAUAUCAAUCAUAGGUCCUGUCUUUGGCUACUUACUAGGAUCCUUGUGUGCCAAGAUAUAUGUUGACAUAGGAUACGUGAACAUGGAGACUAUCACCAUCACCCCAGGCGAUGCCCGCUGGGUGGGGGCGUGGUGGCUGGGGUACCUCAUAGCCGGGGCUAUCACCCUCAUGUCUGCUGUACCCUUCUGGUUCCUGCCCAAGGCGCUGCCUAUUCCCGUGGAUAAGCAACUUAAUGCCAACUUCACCCCGGAACAGACCCGGUUCAUCAAGGACUCUCCCUCAGCCAUGGAACAUCAGUUUAGACCAGAGGAACCGGCCAACUUCCAUCAAAUGGCUAAAGAAUUUGUUCCAACAUUGAAGAGCCUACUGGGAAGUCCAGUCUAUAUAACCUACCUCUGCGUGACUAUUAUUCAAUUAAACUCUCUCAUCGGCAUGGUAACCUACAAGCCCAAAUACAUUGAGCAACAUUACGGAAAGUCAGCAUCAAAAGCCAACUUCCUAAUGGGCAUGGUCAACAUCCCUGCAGUGGCUCUGGGGAUGUUCUCAGGGGGUGUGGUCAUGAAGAAGUUCAAGCUGGGCGUCAUGGGAGCUGCUAAGUUCGCCUUCGGGACCUCCCUGCUGGGGUACUUCCUGUCCCUCUUCUUCUUCGCCAUGGGCUGUGACAACGCCAAGGUGGCUGGGAUAACCAUGUCGUACACAGGGGUGGAGGGUUUGUCGCACCAGCAGCCAUCUCUGUUCUCUGAGUGUAACUCUGGUUGCCUGUGCUCCGGGACUGACUGGGACCCUGUCUGUGGAGAGAACGGGAUCACUUAUGUGUCCCCCUGUUUGGCUGGCUGUACGUCCUCUACCGGAGCAGGCAAAAACACGGUGUUUAACCAGUGCAGGUGUGUGGCGGUGACAGGGGCAGGUUCUCAGCCCAGUAACCUGACUGCCUCCCUGGGUCACUGUCCAAUCAGAGACAGCUGUGACACAAUGUUCCCCUACUUCCUCUUCUUGUCUGUCAUCACUUCCUUCAUCAUCUCUCUGGGGGGAACGCCAGGCUUCAUGCUUCUCAUCAGGUGCAUUAAGCCUGAGUUUAAAUCCCUUGCUCUUGGAGUCCACACGAUGGCCACCCGGACCCUGGCUGGCAUCCCUGCACCUAUCUACUUCGGAGCCGUCAUAGACACUACCUGUUUAAAGUGGGGAAACACAAAAUGUGGAAGAAGAGGAGCAUGUAGAAUCUACAACACAACAGCCUACAGGGUAGUAUACCUGGGUCUGACUAUGGGCCUGAGGACUGUCUCUUUCUUCCUGUGUAUGCUGGGCUUCGCUCUACUCAGGAGGCACGUCAAGCAGGAAGAGAAUAUAGCAUUGACCAAUGGGAAUGUAGAGAUGGAAUUCGAGUCUCUCAGGAAAGAGGAAAGCAACAGCUCUAUCCACUCUGACCAGUUUGUAAGAGCGCUGGACUGUAACCCUGACAGGGAGACACGGCUUUGAUGGUCCUCAAUAUCUCAACAUAGCUCGACUCCAAGACAGAAUGAAACAGGUGUCGGGGGAGCAAGUUUUGCCUACAUAAAGCUAGUUGUGUUCUCCCCCAAGUGGGUUAACCCUGUUGGAGUAGACUGUGUUUAGCAAGUUAGCCAACAGUCUGAGAAGCCCCUGUUUUCCCUGUCACCGUUCACUACAACGGUAAUCAUUUUUGACAGUACCAUAUAGUAUAACUAUUUUUGGGGUGAAUAUUCAGCAAAUAUUUUUGUGAAAGGUGUCAGUACCCUGCGCUGGUACUCCAUACCAUUGUGUACCUGCUCCCCUGACCCAGUACAUGCCCUGACAUCUCCUUUUACUGUAUUUUUUCCCCCCUGAAUACAAGUGAUUUAGCGAGGAGAGACGACCAUCAAGUAUAUUUGUACUGUACUCCUGUAGAUGAUGUGAAAAUAAAUGGAUGUUUUUUUUGUUUAUAUAGUACCUAGUGAAAGUAUACACACCCCUUGCAGUGUAUUCACAUGUUGCUACAUUACAUUUAUCUAAAAAGGGAUUACAUUAGAUAUUUUCCUUCAGAUCUAUACAACGCCAUAUUUUCAAAAAGUGAACAAAAGUUAUUUCAAAGAUUUGCCUCAUGCAGCUUUCACCAUUUGCCUCAUGCAGCUUGACACAUCUCCUUCGCAUAUAGUUAAUCAUUCCCACUCCUCUUCGAUGGCUGAAUAUUGUCGGGAAUCAGAGCAUCCCAAACAUGCUCAAUGGGUUACAUGUCUGAGUAUGCAGGCCAUAGAAGAACUGGGCCAUUUUCAGCUUCCAGAAAUUGUGUACAUGUCCUUGCAACAUGGGACCGUGAAUGAACAUGCUGAAACAUGAGGUGAUGGCGGCGGACGAAUGGCACGACAAUGGGCCUCAGGAUGUUGUCACUGCAAUUGUGUUGUUUGUCCAUAGUUUAUGCCUGCCCAUACCAUAACCCAACCGGCACCAAUGGGCACUUUGUUCACAAUGUUGGCAUCAGAAAACCGUUCGCCCACCCGACGCCAUACAUGUGGUCUGUGGUUGUAAGGCCUGGUGCACGUACUGCCAACUUCUCUAAAACAACUUUGGAGGUGGCUUAUGGUAGAAAAAUUAAAAUUCACCUCUCUGGCAACAAAUUCUGGUGGACAUUCCUUCAGAAAGCAUGCCAACUGCACGCUCCUUUAACUUGAGACAUCUGUGGCAUCUUGUUGUGUGACAAAACUGCACAUUUUUGAGUGGCCUUUUAUGGUCCCCAGCAUCUGUGUAUCAUGCUGUUUAAUCAGCUUCUUGGUAGGCCACACCUGUGAGGUGGAUGGAUUAUCAUGGCAAAGGAGAAAUGCUCACUAACAGGGAUGUAAACAAAUUUUUGCUCAAGAUUUGAGAGAAAUACACUGUUUGUGCAUAUGGAACAUUUCUUAGAUCUUUUAUUUCAGCUCAUGAAACAUGUUCAGUGUAUAUAUUUACUGAGCUUGAGCCAUUUUUACAACAACAAUAGAUAAAUGUUGCCCUAAGAGUUUGGAAGGUUGGUAGAAUCUUAUUUUUUUAAAUCACUAUAAUCGCUGCUGAGGUAGUGGUAAAGGCUUACACAAUCAAUACAUCCUCAUUUUAUAUUUCUUAGUCAUUUGGAAAAUGAAUUUGUAAUAUUUAUUUCACUUAUAAAUGUGAAGUAGGUUGUGUAGAUCGAUAGGGGGAAACCAUCUGAUUUCAUCCAUUUUUUUUGUAUUUUUAGAACUUCAUACGAUGUGUCGACUGGUGACUGAACAAAAAUACAUUUCUUGAAUUUCAACAUUUGUGUUUUACAAUGCCCUAUUCAUCCCCUCUUGGCGUUUUUCCUAUUUUGUUGCAUUGCAACCUGUAAUUUAAAUUUAAUUGAUUUUUAUUUGGAGUUCAUGUUAAUGGACAUACACAAAAUAGUCCAAAUUGGUGAAGCGAAAUUAAAAAAAAUAAGUUAUUUAAAAAAAGAAAAAAGAAAAAAAAUGGAACAGUGAUGCUACAUAUGUAUUCACCCCCUUUGCUAUGAAGCCCCUAAAUAACGUCUGGUGCAACCAAUUACCUUCACAAGUCACAUAAUUAGUUAGAUUGCACACAGGUGAACUUUAUUUAAGUGUCACGGGAUCUGUCAUACGAUCUCAGUAUAUACAGUGCCUUGCGAAAGUAUUCGGCCCCCUUGAACU
Oncorhynchus masou masou (cherry salmon) is the source of this 4632-nucleotide messenger RNA. RefSeq names its product solute carrier organic anion transporter family member 1C1-like. Gene Ontology annotation, biological process: sodium-independent organic anion transport; transmembrane transport. The record is from RefSeq and is a predicted model, not a curated record. The coding region runs from base 269 to 2461 and encodes 730 amino acids. Gene Ontology annotation, molecular function: protein binding. Lineage: Eukaryota; Metazoa; Chordata; Actinopteri; Salmoniformes; Salmonidae. Gene Ontology annotation, cellular component: plasma membrane. The transcript has 15 exons.